AUGAGGGCUGAGGAUGAUAUUGACAGCCAGGCAUAUAAAUCCUCGAAUGGACUGUCUAGUAACCGUGAGAAAGUGACCCAGGAAUUUGGCCAAACCGGGCGGAUUGGCGAUACGGGACCGAAACAUGGACUUGUGAAAAAUCCCGUGUUAGUAUUUGGCGCGUACAAACGAGUUGACAGGAAAAUCAAGCCAGUACCUGGAGUAUACCCAGAAGAUGCCAAGGUAACCAGGCAGUUUCCUCGCAACCCUCUGACUGGCUUGACAAAAUUACCGGAGCGCCCACCUGAUUUUACUCCAACUCAGAAAAUAACCCAAGAACGCAUGAAUGCUAUGGACAUAAAUAGUGAUCACUACUUAUGGCCAGAAGAGGAGAAACUGAUAAAGCAUGUUCUAGUUAAGAAUGAACGUGCGCUCGCGUUCGAAGACCAUGAAAGGGGAAUUUUUAGAGACAACUAUUUUUCGCCAUAUAUUAUCCCUGUGGAACCGCAUGUCCCUUGGGAGCAUCCGAAUAUACCCAUACCACCAGGACACCGAGAGGAAGUUAUCCGCAUGCUCAAGGAAUUUAUCGCUCAUGGAGUAUACGAACCAAGUCAAUCGUCAUAUCGGUCAAAAUGGUUCUGCGUAGCAAAGAAAAAUGGCAAG
Molecule: messenger RNA, 642 nt
Organism: Punctularia strigosozonata HHB-11173 SS5
Lineage: Eukaryota; Fungi; Basidiomycota; Agaricomycetes; Corticiales; Punctulariaceae
Exons: 1
Source: RefSeq, a predicted model, not a curated record